AUGUCCGCGCCGCGCGCCGCGCCGGUGGCCGAGCAGCUGCGGAAGCUGUUCGUGGGCGGGCUGGGCGCGCAGUGCACGGAGGAGAGCCUCCGGGGCCACUUCGAGCGGUGGGGCACGCUCACCGACUGCGUGGUCGUGCGGCACGCGGGCACCAGCCUGUCCCGGGGCUUCGGCUUCGUGACCUUCGCCGCGGUGGAGGCGGUGGACGCCGCCCUGGCCGCGCGGCCGCACCGCCUGGACGGCAGGGUCGUGCAGCUCAAGAGGGCCGUGUCCAGAGAAGACUCCCGAAGGCCCGAGGCGCACCUGACCGUGAGAAAGGUCUUCGUGGGCGGCAUUAAGGACAGCACCGAGGAGCAUCACCUGCGGGCUUACUUCGAGCGCUACGGGAGGAUCGAAGAGAUCGCAGUCGUGACCGACCGCGACAGCGGACAGAGGAGGGGCUUCGCGUUCAUCACCUUCGACGACCCUGACUCCGUGGACAAGAUUGUCAUUCAGAAAUACCAUAUUGUGAACGGCCACAACUGUGAAGUCCGAAAAGCUGUGUCCAAGCAGAAGAUGGCUGGUGCAUCCUAUAGCCAAAGAGGUCCAAGUGGCUUUGGGGACGUUGGUGGUGGUGGUGGUGGCAGAGGUGGCUUUGGUGGCAGCUGUGGGGAUGGCCCUGGAGGAGGUGGCCCUGGUUACGGUGAGGGGAGCGGAGUCCACUAUGGAAGAGGUGGGCAGGCUUAUUGGAACCAGUGCAGUGGCUAUGGUAGGAGUGGCAGCUGCGACAGUUACAACAUCCAAAGAGACAGAGGCGGUGGAGGUGGAGGCUACGGCGACUUUGGCCAUUACCACAGUCAGUCUUCGGAGUUUGGACCCAUGAGAAGGGGAAACUUUGCAGGCAGAAGCUCUGGCCCCUACGGUUUUGGAGGCCAAUAUUUUGCCAGACCAGGAAACUCAGGUGGCUUUGGCGGCUCCAUCAGCAGCAGUAGUUUUGGUGGUGGCAGAAAAUUUUAAUGACUUCCCAGAAACAAAGUUUAGCAGGGGAGGAGAGCCAGCGAAGUGACAGGAAAGCUACUUGUGAACUCAGCCAAGCACCGUGGUGGCAGGGCCUAGCUGCU
Jaculus jaculus (lesser Egyptian jerboa) is the source of this 1100-nucleotide messenger RNA. RefSeq names its product heterogeneous nuclear ribonucleoprotein A1-like. Bases 1 to 996 code for a protein of 331 amino acids. NCBI's taxonomy places the organism in Eukaryota, Metazoa, Chordata, Mammalia, Rodentia, Dipodidae. Gene Ontology annotation, molecular function: RNA binding. The record is from RefSeq and is a predicted model, not a curated record. The transcript is spliced from 2 exons.